AUGAUCUACCUGGUGGAUAAAUACGGCAAGGAUGACAAACUCUAUCCGAAGGAUCCUCAGAUGCAAGCCGUGGUCAAUCAGCGUCUGUACUUUGACAUGGGAACCCUAUAUCAACGAUUUGGCGACUACUACUAUCCACAGAUCUUCGAAGGUGCUUCGGCCAAUCCGGAGAACUACAAAAAAAUCGGUGAAGCUUUGGGAUUUCUGGAUACAUUUUUGCAAGGUCAACAAUUCUUAGCUGGAGGAGAUAGCUUAACGCUGGCAGAUUUGAGUAUUAACCCUCAGCACACCAUCCCGACCUUGGUCGAUGGGGAUUUCGCCCUGUGGGAAUCUCGUGCCAUCUGUAGCUAUCUGGUCGAGAAAUACGGCAAGGACGACAAACUGUACCCCAAGGAUGCCCAGAAGCGUGCCCUCGUCAACCAGCGGCUGUACUUCGAUAUGGGCGUAUUCUACCAGCGCUUCGGAGACUACUGGUACCCGCAGAUCUUCGCCAAGCAGCCUGCCAAUCCGGAGAACCUGAAGAAGAUGGAGGAAGCCGUCGGCUUCCUGAACACCUUCCUGGAGGGCCACCAGUACGCUGCCGGCAAUGAGCUGACCAUUGCCGAUCUGAGCCUGGCUGCUUCCGCCGCUACCUACGAGGUCGCCGGAUUCGACUUCUCCAAGUACCCCAAUGUGCAUGCUUGGCUCGAACGGUGCAAGAAGAACGCCCCCGGCUACGACCUGAACCAGGCUGGCGCAGAUGAAUUCAAAGACAAGUUCCUUUCCGGAUUGUAA
Molecule: messenger RNA, 774 nt
Organism: Ochlerotatus camptorhynchus
Lineage: Eukaryota; Metazoa; Arthropoda; Insecta; Diptera; Culicidae
Product: glutathione S-transferase 1-like
Exons: 2
Coding region: 1-774 (257 amino acids)
Biological process (GO): glutathione metabolic process
Molecular function (GO): glutathione transferase activity
Source: RefSeq, a predicted model, not a curated record